Cucurbitaria berberidis CBS 394.84 is the source of this 2814-nucleotide messenger RNA. Its product is annotated as kinesin-domain-containing protein. Bases 1 to 2814 code for a protein of 937 amino acids. Gene Ontology annotation, biological process: microtubule-based movement. The transcript has 2 exons. Lineage: Eukaryota; Fungi; Ascomycota; Dothideomycetes; Pleosporales; Cucurbitariaceae. The record is from RefSeq and is a predicted model, not a curated record. Gene Ontology annotation, molecular function: ATP binding; microtubule motor activity; microtubule binding.
AUGUCGGGCAACUCGCUCCCGCGUCCUUCACGACCCUCGAUCGCUCCACCGACUGGACCAUUGCCUUCGUUACCAGUCGCCAAGUCUCGAAGCUCCAAUGCCAGCCCCGCCCCGCGAAGCUCGUUGCUUCCCAGCCCAGCUGCAGCAAGCCGCGCCGUUUCCUCUUCAGCGCUGCCCUAUCGACCCAGCUCGAGACAUACAACCUCUCCCUCUGUGCCAUCGCUACCCGCGAAUGAUGGGCCUGCCGGCGCGCUUCCAGUCGGCAAAUCGCUGCGCAAGACUGUAAGUAUCGGCGCAUUCCCGCAGCCGCCCAAGCACAUAGGAAGAUCCAAUCCUACUAGUCCACUGUCGGCGAGUCUAACCCCCAGCGGGGAGACGACGGACCGGAGACUCUCCUCGGUGUCAAAAGGCCCAGUCCCCUCGCGGGCCAGCAGUCUGAAAAAGCCGAGAACGUCCAACAUCGGAGGCGCGCGAGGUCUCCUAUCAAGAUCCCCACUAUCACCGCCCAGCCUACUCAAUGGCAGCGCCGACUCGGUGACAGUCGACAACGGCCAUCUGAGCCUGCCGUCCCCUCCGCAGAGUCGCAACUCUUCCCCCCAAGGAUCCUAUGCGACAAGUGCGACCACGUUCGAAGAUGUCGGAGACGACGACGCGAGAGGGCGUGGAAAUAAAGACGGCAAAGGCAAUGUUAUUGUCAGCGUGCGCGUACGGCCAGACAUUGGAGCCAAAGACAGCAAGCAGGAGAUGGAGUGGGAAGUGGACAACAAGCACGCAUUGAUAUCCUAUAAAGGCCGUGAGGGCGGAGACUAUACCUAUGACAAUGUCUUCGAUACCCAGGACAACAAUGCACGUGUGUACGAUUCUGCAGCCAAGCGACUGGUCCGACGGGUCAUGGAGGGUUACCACGGCACUGUCUUUGCCUAUGGCAUGACUGGAACAGGAAAGACUUUCUCCAUGCAAGGAACCGCAACCAAUCCCGGCGUAAUCCCAUUGGCCAUCACAGACAUCUUCUCUUACAUUCGUGAGACACCCCACCGAGAGUUUCUCUUGAGGGUCAGCUAUCUUGAGAUCUACAACGAGAGGAUACACGACCUGCUGGCAGGACCUGUUGUAGGUAUGAACGGCCAACCUGGGCCGCAAGAAGAGAUCAAGCUACGCGAGGACAGCAAACGUGGCGUUUAUGCAACCCCACUAAAAGAAGAGAUUGUACAAAGUCCGACACAGCUACUUAGGGUCAUUGCACGCGGUGACAAUGCUCGUCGAGUGGCUGGUACACAAUUCAAUGCGCGCAGUUCACGAAGUCAUGCUGUUGUGCAGAUUGUUGUCGAGAGUAGAGAACGCGCACCUGUGGGUCCUGCUGCCUCGAACAACACCAAACGGGCGGCUAUCAUUCCUGGCGGUGUUCGUGUAUCGACCCUCAGUCUCAUUGAUUUGGCGGGCUCCGAGAAAGCGGCGGACAACAAGGAGAGACGGACCGAAGGUUCUCACAUCAACAAAAGUUUGCUCACUUUGGGUACUGUCAUCGGCCGCUUGGUCAGCGACAAAGAAAAGUCGGAAAAAGACAAGUCAAAGGGAGACAAACACUUGCCAUAUCGAGACAGCAAGCUCACUCGACUUCUACAACCGGCCCUUUCCGGCAACUCUUUGGUCAGCAUUCUUUGCACGAUUCAGAUCGGAGCCAGUGGCAGCAUUGCCGCGGCCGUCAGCCACACGGGCGAGACACUAAACACCUUGAAGUUUGCAUCUCGAGCAAAGAACAACAUCGUCAGUCAUGCCAAGAAAGCAGACGAGUCCAUGGGCGCGGGUGGAGACGCAGGAAGUCGGGCAUUGCUCGACCGCUACCGCCUAGAGAUUCAAGACCUCAAGAAACAACUCGAAGAGGGCAAGACCAAGGAGACCAAGGAAGAAGACGAGGAUGAGUUCAAACGGGACAUGGAGCAAGAAAAGGCACGCGAGCUGGAAGACAAGCAACGACAUGAAGAGCAGAUGCUUGAGAUGCAGUUGGCGCGCACAGCAUUGAAAGAGCGAAUCGAGCAUCUUAAUAGGCUAAUAUUGAGCUCGAAGUCUCUUGGUGUCAACAACGGCCGAUCCUUCUCUUCGAUGAGUUUCCAGCGCGGUUCUAUAGGCACUCACGUCGACAUGCGACCGAGUUCUGUACGCUCAUCUGCAAGCCAUGCUACCCUCGAAGUACCAGGACAGAAUCACGCGCAACAUUCGCACCCAGUGGAUGGCUCCGAAGAAGAUGAUUCGGUGGGAGAGAAUGGGGAUGGCAUUGCAAGUCAGACUGUACAGAUACAUGCACUGCAAGCAGAUCUCGCAGACAAGAACCGGUACAUUACCACGCUGGAGAAGCGACUGUUACACGCUCGACGGUCAAGUCACUCACGCGUCUCGAUGACAUUGUCACACAAGCUGGGGGGAAGCAGCGAGGACGGCGGCCUGAUUGCAGUAAUUACCGAAAAGGACACGGAGAUCUCAAACCUGCGAGCACAACUCGAAGACAAGGAGCGAAUGAUUGCAGCCCUCACAUCAGCUCGUAAGAAGAACGACAACGCACACGAAGUGGGGAGUGACGGAUCACCUGGCAGCCGGCGGACUUCGUCGUACCAGCGUAGUGGCAGCGAGGGCAGUAGUGUAAGCCUCAUCGCCAAAGGCCCAACCUCACCUAUCAGCCCCAAGCCCUUCCUACCACCGCCCGCCGCAAGCACUGGAAAGAACAUUGAGGAAAUGACACGAAUGCUAGACGAAAUGAUCACAGGAAGAGUGGAAAAGACGGCGAGGAGAAGCAGCUUGAUGCCUGUUACCGAGGGGUAA